Myotis lucifugus (little brown bat) is the source of this 2118-nucleotide messenger RNA. RefSeq names its product protein Daple-like. NCBI's taxonomy places the organism in Eukaryota, Metazoa, Chordata, Mammalia, Chiroptera, Vespertilionidae. Gene Ontology annotation, cellular component: centrosome; cytoplasm. The transcript is spliced from 14 exons. Gene Ontology annotation, biological process: cytoplasmic microtubule organization; cytoskeleton-dependent intracellular transport. Gene Ontology annotation, molecular function: dynein light intermediate chain binding; microtubule binding. The record is from RefSeq and is a predicted model, not a curated record.
AUGGACGGUGGACACAGCCUCAGGAUGGACGUUACUGUCCGAGAGCUCAUGGAGCUCUUUCUGCAGAGCCCGUUGGUGGCAGGGGUGACCCGCCACCAGGAGAGCCUGUUGGACCUGCAGUGGUUGGAGGUCCCAGACAUGGCCCUGGGGGAGGUGGAGUACCUCUCUAGCAGCAUGACCUGUCGCCUCAGGAGGGUCUUAAUUGAGCAAGACCAUUGCAGGGAGCUGUUUGUGACCAUGACCCAGGAGUGGAACACCAGCAGCCGCCCCAGCGAGGACACGCAGCACCUGGCCAUGGAGCUGGUGGACACCAAGGCCACCCUGCGUGGUGUCAGGCAGGAGCUGGAGGAGAAGACAAAGCAACUGGCAGACACCAGGAAUCAGUUGUACCAGCUGGUGCUGGAGCUGCAGGAGGCCCGGCACAAUAAUAUGGAGCUGGCAGCCAGAGCCCAGGCUUCCUGUGCCCCGGUCCCUGAGCUGGACUCCCUGAGGGAGAAGGCGAGCCGCGUGGAGAGGCUGGAGAUGGAGGCGAUGGGCCUCAGGCAGAAGCAGAAAGACAUAGUAGAGUUCUAUGCAUCCCGCAUGAAGGUGAGGCUGACCAGGGUAGGUGGCCGAUAAUUAAUGGACACGAAGGGCCUUCUCCAGGAGCAGCUGACUGUUGCUUGGUCCCGGGUCGAUAAGCUAUACGAGCUUGAGGAGGAGAACGUGCAGCUGAAAUCAAAGCUGCGCCGCCUACAUUUGGUAGGACAGGCUACCCAGAAACACCUUGAGGAGCUGCAGGAAGAGAACUUGGCUCUCAAGGCUGCACAGGGGCAGACUGUGGAGGAGUCCGCCCACCUGCGCUGGGAGCUGGACCAGCUGUCAGAGGCCUCCAGCUGCUUCCUGAAGCUGGACCAGGAGAAGCAGAGUCUCCAGGGCACCAUCCAGGGGCUGCAGGACGCCUCCCUGGCCCUGCAGGAGAGCAGCCUCCAGCGCCGGGAGCUGGAGGAGGAGAACCAGCAGCUCAGAAAGCAGAUUGAAGACUUGCGAGUCCAGAUGGAAAGAGAAAAGCAGACCAACCAGGAUCUGGAGAUCCUCAGUGAGGAGCUGAUGGAGGAGAGAGAACAGCUGCUCUGUGACAUAGAGACCCUGAAGGCUGAGAGAGCCCAGGAGAUCAAGGAUCUUGAACAAUUGGAGCUUUCGCUACGGGAGAGUUCACAGGCCAGCAGUGAGGCCUGCUUGCAGGACAUCGAGAAUGAGAACAAAGUCCUCCACCAGACAGUGAUGGAGACCAGCAGCAGAGUCAGCAAGCUGGAGUGGGAGCGGCAGCAGCUGCACCAGGAUCUGGAGCAGGUGAAGGAGCAGGCGGCACGGGUGCAGGAGCUGGAGCAGGAGCUGCAUCGGCUGCAGGAGGAGAACGAGAAGCUGGCCAUGGAGGUCAGCACCCUGACGACGGCCCCCGAAAGGGUCCAUGCCCUGGAGCGGGAAAGCCAGGACCUGUUGCUGGAGAACCAGAGGCUGCAGACGUCUCUGGACACCCUGCAGCCUGAGGGUCUGGAGCGGGACAAGCAGCUGGACACCAGGGUGGAAAAUUCCACUCUGAGCCCCCAGAGCGCCUCGCUCACUGCGCUCAUAGAGAAGAACACGCAGCUCCAGCACCAGCAACUGGCGGCAGCCCACGAGGCCCUGCAGCGGGAACACGCGUGCCUGGGCGCGCUCCAUGAGCACCUGUCUGGGGAACACGAGGCCCUCAUGGAUGAGUACAGCCGCCAGAAGACACUGCUGCGACGGACCCUGGAGCUGGAGAGCAAGGUGCUCAGUGACAGAUACAAGGACCAGAUCCAACAUAAGGUGGCGCUGGAGCAGCUGGGGACCCUCUUGACCACCGAGCAGGAGGCUCUGCAGCAGGAGCAGAGGACGAGCGCCAUGGCCGCCGAGGAGAACCAGAGGCUGCAGGGAGAGCUGGACAGGAAUCCCAGUCUGCUGCUUUCCCACCUCAAGGGCAACUUGGAGGGAGAAAACCGUCACCUGCAGAGCCAAAACCAAAGGUUGAAAGAGCAGAACAAGAGGCUUCUCCAGGAGGACGUGGAGAACAAGGACCAGCACCAGGAGCAGCAGCAGCAGCAGCAGUACGUGUGA